Molecule: messenger RNA, 691 nt
Organism: Choloepus didactylus (southern two-toed sloth)
Lineage: Eukaryota; Metazoa; Chordata; Mammalia; Pilosa; Megalonychidae
Gene: ATP5PF
Product: ATP synthase peripheral stalk subunit F6
Exons: 5
Coding region: 221-547 (108 amino acids)
Biological process (GO): proton motive force-driven ATP synthesis
Molecular function (GO): proton transmembrane transporter activity
Source: RefSeq, a predicted model, not a curated record
UGGGGGAGAAGGCCCCGGAACGAGGCCGGUCCGCGCGGGCCUGCGCGCCUUCUUCCCUCGCGGCCGUACUCACCCGCUCCAGAAUCGGCCCUGUCGCCCUCGCCCGUAUUUCUCAGCCGGCUGAGACCGGUAGCAGCCCCGGCUCCACGUGCAGCGUCUCUCUGGCCGACCGGUCGUAGACAGUCUCCGAGACGCUUCCUGUCCGUAACACAGAAUCACCAUGAUUCUUCAAACGCUGUUCAAGUUUUCCUCUGUCAUUCGGUCAGCAGUCUCAGUCCAUUUACGGAGGAACAUUGGUGUUACAGCAGUGGCAUUUAACAAGGAACUCGAUCCUGUACAGAAACUCUUUGUGGACAAGAUUAGAGAAUACAGAUCUAAGCGACAGGCUACUGGAGGACCUGUUGAUGUUGGCCCAGAGUAUCAGCAAGAUCUAGAUAGAGAGCUUUUUAAGCUUAAGCAAAUGUAUGGUAAAGCAGAUAUGAAUACGUUCCCCAAUUUCACAUUUGAAGAUCCCAAAUUUGAGACAUUUGAAAAACCCCAGUCCUGAAGACAUAAUGUAAAAUCACUUUGGUAAUUUGUCAUAGAUUAGUUCUACAAUUAUGUCAAUUAGUAUCAAAAUAAACUUUUAUUCCACAAUUGUUGAACAUUCUUUUGUUAAUUCUGAUUCCAAAUAAAUUAUUUGGUAAUGUUG